AUGGCAGAUAAUUUGGUGCAGACGGUGGAUAUGUACCGUGCGCUUGCAAAGCCUGCGGGUGGCAAGGAAACCAAUCCCGUCUCCAACAACAAUCUGGCCGAUGUCAUGGGUGUGUUGCGCUACGUCCACCAAGAGGUCAUUGUGGAGCAUGUUGCCGGCGAUCCGGAGCGUACCUCCAGGAAGUACGGCAUCGAUGCCUUCGGACACUACAGGAUGAAAGUCCGAAAUCCAGAUACCAUCUUGAAGGACCCCAGCAAGCUUGCAAUGCCAGGUUUCGGACGCUACGGUGCCUUCGACUACGGUGUUGCUACAUCUCUGGAUCUUUUGGAAGGCGUCGUGGCCAAUGGAGAUUAUGUGGGGAUCUCCAAGGAGGACUCGCCACAGAUCAACUUCACACAUCCCUGGUACUGGUUCUCUGUGGAUGGAGACUGUCCAAACUUGCCAUGGCAGUGUGUGAAGCCUUUCCCGGGAUGUGAGGCUGAGGCUCCACCAACGAAGCCACAGCCUUGCGAUCCCGAUGGCUGCGCAGGCAAACAAGACCAGGAUGCCCGAAACUGCAGCUCCGAUCCCCACUUCAGUGAUCCCUCUGACACUGACACGGCGCGAAAGUGCUGCUUGCACUACAGCCGGUUUCCCGACAAGGUGAUUAUGGGGGGCCUGUGCGACUCCUCGAAGACGGAUCCAACAGGGGAGAUUGGCUGCGUCUACACCUACAAGGCCUUGGCAGACAGCGACUUCCUGAAGAUCGACGAUUUGAACGGAAUCACAAGCAUGCCUUGUGGCCCCAGUGAGAAGAGGAAGUGCACAGGCUGGAAAGACUGGCGUGACAACUGCUACGAUCCGCAAAAGAAGUACAAGAAGAAAUUCCACUGCAAGGAUUGUAGCUCCACCAGCGCCAAGUGGGACGUGGAUAUUCAGGAGACUGGCUAUUGCGUGGAGUAUGACCUGCACCCAUACUGCCAACAAACUCAGGAUCUGUGCAAGGACCCGAGAUGCAUGCAGUUGAAGGCAGAGGAGAAGGAAACCGGCCUCCCAUUCUGGAAGGGAAAGUGUGAAGUACGAGACAACCAGCGCCGUGCGGAAGCCGUGGCGGAGUUCUUCCUGGGAGAUGCCGUGAAGGGUUCCCACUGGCUAGUUGACAAGGCCGCCAUGGAUGCCAGCCCAGCCUGCUCGUCAAAGGACACUUCUGUGCCCAAUCAGUGCACUCCAAAUCCUGAUGGAGGUCCCUAUUGCACUCGUCUCUUCGGCGGCGUCUGCUCUACUUGCUACAUCCCAGGAACUGACCCGCCAUAUCCUGAUCCUACAUCGCAGCCAAUGUGCCCUUGGGACACGUUGAAGGAGAAGGGCAACACACCGCCAACGGAGACGAAAUGUGCAUCGGAAGAUCCGCUAUCGCUUUGCUGUUUGUAUGGAAUUGGAAGCUGCAACAAUGUGACUGGCACCGACGGAUCUGAUGCCGAGUUGACUGCACGUGGAUUCCUGGUGGUUGCAAGGAUAAUGGACAACAAAGAGAUGGUGAAGUUUGCCACACGUUACGUUGAAUCCUUCAAGGGUGCCGUGAUAAAUGAGGGUGCUCUUGGCGCUGACAUCUAUGGCACCUGGCACUACCAGCCUCCCACCAACCCUGAGGCCGCAUGGACAGGGUUCACCGUGGCGGUCAACAAGAGCACCGGUAUCACAUGGCAUCCGGCGGCACCCACACCGAAGCCUUCGGGCGGUUCCACGGUGAUCUGGAUUAUUGUCGUCCUUGUGGUGCUGGCACUUCUGGGCUUUGCAGCCUUCAAGUAUCGGCAAAAUCAGCAGGCUAGGCCUUCAUCCUUGCAUCGUGGGCGUACAGAUGAGGAACUAGGUGGAACUAGCGAGCUGCUGCUACGUGGGAUUUACUUUGAAGGUUUCACUGGACGGCAGCGACCAGGCUGCACAACUCUGCAGAAGGGUGACAUCAUAGCUUUUGAGGUUCACAUCAAGAUGAAGAGGAAUUUGCUUCAAGAGUUUGUCAACUUGAGUCUUGAGAGGGACCUGGCAGCCGUCGCGACAACGCCGACAAGCUCAGACUACAUGAUCAGCUGGCGCAGCACACGGUGCAGCACAUUCAAGCAAGGAAUGGUGGCCGCACCCUUGGCCUCGCUGUCUGAGCCGCGCGGAGCUGCACGGUUCUCCCGACUUCGCAUCAGGUGGGCCAACAAUACCGACCCCUCAGGCUAUGUGACGACUAUUUGUGUCUACGUUGUGGCAGCUGUCGGUUUCUAUGGCUUUGAAAGAAGUGAAAGGUUGGAAUGGCUCCGGGGCGCAGAGCUGGUGUAUGGUCGCAGCAAACCCAGUGAGGUCAAGGCCAAGGUACAAGACUCCGAGAUUGCAGCUUGUCCUGAGCAAGGUACUGCGGCAUGGAGCAAAGGAUUGGCCGCCGCGGCUGCGGCUCCGAUCCUGCCAAAAGCCAAGGAGGCAUCUUUGACUUCGAAUGGGGAGACCAAGGUCAAAGAGCCCAAGGACGUGCCACAAGUGCCGUUCGUGUAUUCGCACAACGAUCUGGAAAAUCAAGAAGCUGCCAUGGCGUAUUUCGAGACUCGAUACUACAACAACGAGAACCGAUGGUCUUUGGGUGAGAAAGACUUGGCAGAUGCCAUCGCCAUUGGCCAGUUGGCAUUCCAAGAGCAGUCGCUGGCGCUGGCGGCUGCCCAAGUACUCUACCUCUACGCGUGGUUCACAAGGACUGGCGAGAUCAUGCGCGCAAACAUCAUACUGUCUGCACAGCUGUUCGAGCUGAGCAUCACAUAUGCUGGGUGUUCUCGUGAGCUGCUUACAGAUCACUGGCUUCAGCUAGGUUGUGACAUCCGUUUUGGUCAGCCCGCCAUCCUUUAUUCGUGGCUGCAAGAAACUGACCAGACCGGCACCGCGGCAGUCUACGGGGAGCGUGGCUCGCAACUGCUUGCGUACUUAAAGACAGUGCCGCGUUUCGCAGAUGCUGGUAAGACUUGGAGCUCACCAUGGGACAUCAAUUUCAACCAGCUUAGAUAUCCUGACAUACCGGCCAAGCCAAUUUGGAACGCCAGCAAAGUGCCAUUGGCGGUGUUCCUUGAAGAGAACUACGGGACUUUCCGGUCCGAGCUAGAAGCCAUUAUAAACGCAGCAGAUGUCGAAGAUGGCUACGAGACGAUCCGGCGUGCGGACGUGUCCGUUGAGUCGCUCUCAACUCCAGGUGGUUGGGAUGCUAUUCGCAUUGUUCGAUAUGGCCAUUGGAACGAAGCCUUCUGCAACUUUGCGCCAAAGACAUGCGCACUCUUGAGAACUCGGAAAGAGCUGGUGAAUUGCCCAUACGUCAACACAAACUACUACAAAUUAUUUCCAGGUGCGGACAGGAAGCCACAUUUCGGAAAUGCUCCGCGGCUCACGGCGCACCUGGCUGUCAUCGCUCCAGAACCCCUCCGCUCAGGCAUAACGGUUGGGCCAGCCCAAAGUUUAUGGAUUGAGGGCAAGUCCAUGGUCAUCGAUGACACAUACCCUCAUUCAGUGAGCCACUGGGGCCAGCACCCACGCUAUGUCCUAGCAACCUGGUUCUGCCAUCCUUGUGAUGAGAACCAUGACAGUGGAGAUGGUGGCAAAGGCUCAAUGCUCCACGCACCCUGGGAUCUCGCGACAGUUGAGGGUGGUGCUAUCUUUGUGCUUGUGUUCGCUUCCGCAGCACUGCCAGACCUCACUGUCUACCCAGAGUCUACAUCGGACAGUACCUACGUGCUAAAUGAAACAAGAACGCCAGUGAAGCAUGAGCAUAUGCAUGGCCGUAAAGAUGUGCCAGCCCUUUCCACGGAUGCGGCGGUUUUUCCAGUUCCUCGUCCCGGCGAGUUUGCGCGGAGCCGCCUGUGGCAAGGGGGGCUCACAGUCACAGACCGUAAUCUUGCAGCAUUGCAGUCAUUGAGGGGGCUUGCUGCCGAUCGGGACAACUGCUUCCCCCAUGGCCGCAGAGCAGGUCUCGCUCAGCUAAGUGAGCCUUCGCGGGACCGCAAUGCAAGGGCCAAGUGCUCAGCCUUGCGGGAACUCCCAGCAAUAUUCAAAGAAUGGAAGGCGCUGCGAAAGCAGCGAGGGUCUUCCAUUCCCGGGGUUCGUGAACUGCGCGAUUGUAAAGAAGGUCUUGAGGAAUUCUUAUCCGAUGCCACAGCAGCCAUUACGCGACUCUUGCACCGCUCCCCGACAAAGCUUCGGAGGCGAAUACGCAAGGCAGUUCUGAAGGAGUGGCAGGUCCUCCGCCCGCAACACCAGCUGCUCUUCGCGGCCACGGCGGCGCAGCGAGCGCUUGACCGACCGCAGAGCCCUGUGCUCGGAGCGUCAAGGAAGCUUCCCCAACAGUGUCCUUCGGCAGAGAUCUGGUCACUCUUACAGCAAGCGCCUCCAUCCUGUGAGCUCUAUGGCGAAGGCUCGGAUGCUACGUUUUCUCAUCCUUUUGUCAAGGAGCUGCUCAAAAAGGCACAAGAGCGCGUCUCAUGGGACGGCUGGGUGAUUUGCGUGCGCACCUACGCCAGGCCAGACAAGCUGAUGGCGCAGACGUUGAAAGUCUUGAAAGCCGCUGGGCUGCUGAAGUUCCGCAAUCGGCUCCAUGUCUUCGUCUCCCAUGAAGACCCAGACUUCCUCUCAGGCCGCUAUGAGGAAGUUUUGGGGACGCUGAAAGACAGGAUUGUCAUCGGUGUGAAGGGAGCGGACCUGCAGGUCCGCUUCAUCGAGGAGUGCUUCCUCGCGGGCCAACAUGUGGUGGUUUGCGACGACAACCUGACCCGCUUGGUGCAUCACGAGGCCGGAGAUGAGCGGCCCGUGGACCUGGUGGCAAUCAUAGAGGCGGCGGCUGCAGCAAUGCAACGCUUCCAGGCUCACCUUUGGGGCAUCUCUCCCACGAGCAACAAGACGUUUCUGAAGGAGGUUCCAGCGAUUAGUACGUCGCUGGGCCUUGUCUAUGGGGCCUUCUUUGGUUUCCUCGUCCUGCAAGAGCCUGAACUGUACACGAGGUUUGGCCAGGUGAAGGAUGAUGUGGAACGCUCUCUGCGCUACUGGCACCGCGAUGGUGUGAUUGUGAGAUUCCGCCGUGUUUCCUGCACGAAGGCCCAAAGGCCAGGUGUCUAUUCAAGCAGAAAGGGCGGCAUAUCUGCCAGCGUCGGGGAGUCAGGGCAUAAGAAGCAGGGUGACUUUGCGCUGGCGCAGCUAUAUCGAGGCUUCUCACGGUACAUCCGCUUACCCACGCCGGAGUUCGAUCAACAGCGAGAUCCGAAGACAGGACACCUUCAAACACGCGGUGACAAAAAGCCGCGAUGGAAACCAGGAUGUCGCGUUGCAGAUUGCGGCGUGGUCUGGAUGCGGAAGAAAUGUUCGCCAUUCCGCCCUGGGCCUUGGGCAUUGGCCCCGAGAGGCCAGGUCCUCAUGGCUGGCUUCUACUGCCAAGCCUGUCGACAAACCUCUUGUGGAGAAGUACGCGGCGCAUGCUGCUGUGUCCACCCUGUUGAGCAGGAGGCGCGGCAGAUUUUCUUCACAGAGGGCCUUGAGGCGAUCAGAGCCCAAGCAAGGCUGACCCGCAAGGUGACUCCCGAGGAUAGGGUAAUGAAGGCGCUAGAGCAUGAGUGGCGCCUUCUUCCGAAGCGUCAGCGGGCAGAUGUAGAGGCGCUUGCAGCAGCAGAGCUUGAGCAGAAGCAGUGGACUCUUCGCAAGGAGAGCUGGGUAGGCCAUUUGCUGUAUUUGCUUGAAAUGAACUUGCCACCAUCUCCUGGCUUCGAGAAGGCAACGGCUGUGAUGGCUGCGAAGGCUUCAAAAUCACCCGAUCGUCAGGGUGAGGAGGAAGAACUUCCUGACAUUGUAGAAGCUCGUGCGGCGAGCUACAGCAGAGCUUUGCAGCUCUGCGCCUGCUGCCCUGGCAAGGAGGAGGAUGGGCUAGCAUGGAUGGAAGAGAUGCAGGAAAACGAAAACACCCGAAAGCUGAUCAGCAUCGCCGACUACUUGGCCGCCUUGCAUGCCUGCGAGGCUUGCGAGGAGUCUCUGUUGCGUGCGUUUGCAUUUCUCACGGAAAUGCACAAGAGCGGUCUCUCAUUGGACACCCCCCUCCAGCUUUCCGAGGGCGCUGAGCAAGAGGGUGUGGCCUGGCUGAAGCACAAGCUGGGGGAAGACGUUUGGGAUGCCUUGGAGCAUCAUGCGGAUUCCUGGUUAUCUCGUGCAAGCCAGAGUGCAGCGACUUGUUCCCCGUACAAAAGGUCCGGAGGGGCGGUGCUGCGCCUGGGAAGCCUCCUACGCAGAAGCAGCCGCAGAGCCGGCCGCCGGAAAGAGCUGGACGAGCUGGACGAGAAAAUGCGCCCGUGGGUACAGCCCAUGAUGGAUGCAUUAGAUUCCGACAGCCCGGCCGCCUUGACCAAGUUGAAGGAGACCCCAGAUCUCGGUGCCUUUGCUGCCGACAGCCUCAGGCACCUCGGCAUCAUUGUCAGUGACGCGAAUGGUUGGCCUGCAGAGGCAGCGCAACAGCUUCGUAGGAAGGCCAUGCUGGACAAGUGGUUGUCCUGGGGAUCGGAAGGUCCGGGCAGCCUGGCCUGGAUGGCGUUUGACUUGACGCACCAGUUAGCUGGCCACUUGCAUUCUGCCGGCGAGACGUACUGCCGCGGCCAUUCAGUCGUGAGUCCGCUGAUGCCAUUGGAUGAGACGUUUGCUGGGGAUGCUGAGCAGGUUGCAAUGCAAGCACUGGCACAGCGACUGCUCGAAGCAGGUGGAGAGCCUGAAAACUUUGUGGAAGUGCGUGGAGUGGUGCUGCUCUACAUGCCGUCUCCUCCCAGGACAGCUGGCAUCUUUGCUGCCAAGCAAUUCUUGCAGCUGUUUCCGUUGAUCCAGAUGCACAUGGCCUUCGGUGAUGGCAUGGAUCUUGGUGGCGCAACGCUCAGACUCGAUCUCCCUAUCAUCAGGAUUGGCAACAUGCCAUCCGGCAAAGCACAAUCUGGGGACAAGGAGGCUCUUGCCGACGACAGAAAGUCCAACGGCAAACUGUCCAACGGCCACGCUCCAAACGGCGUGCAGGUCGCAAUGGGGCGAAGUGCUUGA
Symbiodinium pilosum is the source of this 7053-nucleotide messenger RNA. NCBI's taxonomy places the organism in Eukaryota, Dinophyceae, Suessiales, Symbiodiniaceae. The record is from the annotation of a GenBank genome assembly.